AUGUUUUCCAAAACGAAUGACACCUCGGGGAACAGCAGCAAAGACGACAUAGGCCUGCUUCCCGUAAACUCCAAGUCGGUGAUCAUCCAGACAGACAUCCAUGUCUCACAUGUCCAAGAACCCGAGCCUACCUUUACCUUUCCAGAGGAACAGCCAGGCAAUGCCAGGGAUGUACUAUGGAUCCCUCGUGCAUCUCACAGCUCCGACGAUACGGGGAGGAAGAUUCAACGGGGUUUGAAUGCCGAGAAGGAAAUGACCUUGAUCAACUGCUGCAAACAGUACCCAAAAGCCAUCGGGUGGUCAUUACUACUCUUCCUCACGGUGGUCAUGGAAGGCUAUGACAAGUCACUGAUUGCAGGCUUCAUAGCCUUUCCUUCUUUCCGACGUCGCUAUGGAGAACUAUCUGAGACACCAAAGGGUCCUCUUUACGAGAUCUCACCUCUUUGGCAGAUGGGUUUGCAGAAUGCUGCCGUCGGAUGCGAGAUCAUUGGCCUGUUUGUCCAUGGAUGGGUCACUUACAGGAUUGGUUACAAGAAGAUGAUGAUGAUCAGUCUUCUGUGGCUGCUCGUGGCCGUGUUUCCAGCAUUCUUUGCUCACAACAUUACCGUCUUGCUUAUCUCUCAGGCACUUUGUGGUAUCUCAUGGGGAGUUAUCCAAACCUUGGCAGCUACAUACGCCGCCGAGGUCGUCCCCUCCAUCAUCCGCGCCUGUCUUCUAAGUAACGUCAACAUGUGUUGGGUCAUCGGCCAACUCCUUGGCACUGGCAUCCUCCGUGCCUUGAUCCACAACAACUCCGAGUGGUCCUAUCGUAUCCCCUUUGCUCUUCAAUGGGCCUGGGCCAUCCCACUACUCGUCGGAAUUUGCUUUGCGCCUGAGAGUCCAUGGUGGUUGAUCCGACGUGAGAGAAAGGUUGAGGCGCGGCAUGCUCUCCAACGUCUGACCAAGCGUUCCAACCUCGACAUCGAUGAUACGAUCGCCGUGAUGGAGCACACUAACAAAGUUGAGCGUAAGCUCAACUACGGAGGCGCAAGUUACGCCGAUUUGUUCAAAGGUGCCAACCUUCGUCGAACUGAGAUCUGCUGCAUGGUGUGGUCAUGCCAAGCGCUAUGUGGAUGGACCUUGACAGGCUAUGCACCCUACUUCCUCGAGGCAGCUGGCUUUGACUCAUCAAAGUCUUUCAGUCUUGCCACUGGAAUGUAUGGCAUGGCUCUGGUUGGAGGUAUCAUCUCUUGGUUCCUUCUGUCUCACAUCGGCCGCCGCAAGCUAUACAUUACAGGUCUUGCAGUUUCAGCCAGUCUCCUUACUCUGGGCGGUAUCCUAGCCGUGGUUUUGGAGGGCCACAAGGCGUUGAACUGGUCUCUUGGCUCCAUCCUCAUCGCAACCACCUUCGCAUACAACCUCACCAUUGGCCCAACCUGCUACGUCAUUGUCGCCGAGCUCCCAUCUACCCGCCUGCGAGUCAAAACCAUCGCCCUCGCAAGAAUCAUCUACAACCUCUUCACCAUCAUCAACAACGUAAUAGCGCCACAAAUGCUGAACCCGACGGCUUGGGACGUGGAGGGAAAGUCAUGCUUUGUGUAUGCCGGGACAGCUUUUCUUUGUCUUGUUUACUGCUGGUUCCGGUUACCGGAAACAAAGGGUCUUUCUUAUCUUGAGUUGGACAUGCUGUUUGAGAAGGGCGCGUCGACGGCCAAGUUUAAGCAACUGCAGGUGAGACUGGCCAAUUCGGCCUAUCUCACCGUGGAUAGGGCGGAGAGGAUGAGGAAUGCUUGGCACGGCUGGCUUACAUACUCUUAG
Fusarium keratoplasticum is the source of this 1797-nucleotide messenger RNA. RefSeq lists its product as uncharacterized. The transcript is spliced from 3 exons. Gene Ontology annotation, cellular component: membrane. Bases 1 to 1797 code for a protein of 598 amino acids. The record is from RefSeq and is a predicted model, not a curated record. Gene Ontology annotation, molecular function: carbohydrate:proton symporter activity. Gene Ontology annotation, biological process: carbohydrate transport; transmembrane transport. NCBI's taxonomy places the organism in Eukaryota, Fungi, Ascomycota, Sordariomycetes, Hypocreales, Nectriaceae.